Molecule: messenger RNA, 1842 nt
Organism: Aureobasidium pullulans EXF-150
Lineage: Eukaryota; Fungi; Ascomycota; Dothideomycetes; Dothideales; Saccotheciaceae
Product: MFS general substrate transporter
Exons: 2
Coding region: 1-1842 (613 amino acids)
Biological process (GO): transmembrane transport
Molecular function (GO): transmembrane transporter activity
Source: RefSeq, a predicted model, not a curated record
AUGCCGACGCGGUCAUCAUCGUUGAAACCAUACCAACUGAAGACGGAUGUCGUGCGGGCGGCCCAACUGCCAGAAGGCGCGACAACACCGCUGGAUAACCUUCCUACGCCAGGACUGGUGACAUAUCCCCCGGAACCUGCGACAUGGAGGAACAUGCCCAACAAAGGCCAACUCGCGCUAUUGGCAGCGAGUCGAUUCGUCGACUUCUUCCAGAUGGCAGCACUACAAACGUACAUGGUACAUCAGCUCAAGAGCUUCGAUCGCAGCCAGCCAGACUCUGUCAUAUCGCAUCAGGCCGGUAUGUUACAAGGCAGUUUCACAGCGGCGCAAAUCAUCACGAGUAUCCUCUGGGGUCGCGCAGCAGAUCAGCCAGGAGUAGGCAGGAAACUGGUACUCAACAUUGGAAUGAUUGGUACUGCAAUUGGUUGCAUUGGCGUAGGCUUCAGUACCAGCUUCCACCAGGCUGUUGUCUGGAGAGUGCUGAGUGGAGCCAUCAACGGCACUGUGGGAGCGGCUAGAACAAUGGUUGCUGAAUGUACAGACAAGCGAUGGCAUCCUCGUGCCUUCCUACUCCUCCCUGCUGCUUUCAAUGUCGCCAAUGUCUUGGGUCCGAUCCUUAGCGGUCUUCUCGCCGAUCCCUUUAUUUCGUAUCCCCAUUUGUUCGGUCCCAACUCGACCUUCGGUGGUGCAGAAGGCAUCGCCUGGAUGAAGAAUCAUCCUUACGCCGCCCCCAACCUCCUUUGCAGUCUGCUACUCGUAAUCGAAGCCCUACUCUGCACCUUCUUCCUCGACGAAACACUGAAAGGCUUCACCGAAGUCGAUGUCGCCGCCUUCAACCCCGUAACCAUCGCAAAAGGCAUCUGGAGCCGUCUCACUGAAGCAAAGAACAAAGGAUACAAGUUGGUUGGCGAGACUGCCAUGGCAAGGAGAGGUCUCUUGUCUGGACGCGAGGAAGGAAGCAUCGAACUCGAUCGCAUUGCUGAUGCAAACGAGCUUCGCGAAAGACAAGACUCCCAUGCUACUCGCCCUAUGCAACGUUUGCCUUUCCGUCGUGUUUGGACACCGAAUGUUUGCUGGACUCUGCUCUCCAUUGCCAUCUUCGACUUCCACAUGGGCGCUUUCUCAACUCUCUGGAUCCUCUUCCUCUCCACUUCUCGCGAGUUCGUGCCUGGAAACAGCACAGACGGCAAGCCACAAAAGCAAGAACGUGGUGCCUUCAAAUUUGGAGGUGGUCUUGCCUUCCCACCCCCUACAAUCGGUCUCGCCAUGGCCAUCAUCGGCUUUGUAGGCAUCAUCCUACAGUUCGUCCUAUACCCACGCGCCAACGCACGCUUUGGCCUCAUGCGCUGUUUCCGCUCUUCACUCUUCCUCUUUCCCCUAGCAUAUUUCCUGGCACCAUAUAUCGCACUCAUGCCCUCGGAUUCUGCAUCCCCAGCCCCAGCAUCAGGAUUCUGGAUCUGGCUCGGUAUCGGCGGUGUAGUAUUACUCCAAGUUGCCGCCCGCACAUUCGCCCUCCCUGCCUCUAUCUUACUGCUCAACAACAGCUCUCCUCAUCCUUCUGUCCUCGCCACAAUCCAUGGUUUAGGUCAAGCUGAUUCUGCGGCGUUCAGAACCAUCGGACCUAUUCUUUCUGCCUCUUGGUACGGCACUUGGCUUGAACGAGGAGUGGUCGGAAUGGCGUGGUGGUAUGUCGCUGCCAUUUCCGCUCUGGGCACCGCAGCGAGCUUCAAAGUCAGGAAUGGAAAUGGGCAUGAGAUUUUAUUGCCGGGAGAAGAGGAGAGGGCUGAUGAGCAAGGACAGGUUUCUAGAGGUCCUGCUGCUGCUGAAUCGACGAGGAAGUAA